AUCUCUCACUCUCUCGCUUUGCUACGAUCAUCAACCCAAUUACUUCAAGUGGUUACGAUUCAGUCAAUCUUGACAACCACAUGUGCAUGAUUGAUUGGAUUAUUAGAUUGCUGGAUAUGGGAAUAUAUUUGAGCGCUCCGAAAACCGAUAAGGUAUCAGAAGAUGGUGAGAAUGAUAGACUUCGAUUCGGGGCUUCGUCUAUGCAGGGGUGGCGUUCCACCAUGGAAGAUGCUCAUGCUGCUUUGUUAGACCUCGACAAUUCAACAUCUUUCUUUGGUGUUUAUGAUGGUCAUGGAGGUAAAGCUGUGGCAAAUUUCUGCGCCAAGUAUCUCCACUUACAAGUGCUUAAACAGGAAGCAUAUCUAACUGGCGAUUUAGGCACUUCCUUACAGAAAGCUUUUCUCAGGAUGGAUGAGAUGAUGCGUGGACAGAGAGGAUGGAGAGAACUAGCUGUAUUGGGUGAUAAGAUAGAUAAAGUUUCGGGCCUUAUUGAAGGGUUCAUCUUUACUCCCAAGAGUGCUGAAGCCAAGAGAAGUGCAUUCAAUGAUCAAAUGGAUCAGUGGUCAUCUGAGGAGGGGCCUCACUCUGAUUUUGAUGGACCAACCUCUGGAAGCACAGCUUGUGUCGCUAUCAUCCGAAACAAUCAACUUGUUGUUGCCAAUGCUGGUGAUUCGCGUUGUGUAAUAUCCAGAAAGGGUCAGGCAUAUCCUUUGUCUAAAGAUCAUAAGCCUGACAUUGAGAAUGAGAAGGAAAGAAUUCUGAAGGCUGGUGGAUUUAUCCAAGUUGGACGGGUCAAUGGAAGUUUAAACUUGGCAAGAGCUAUUGGUGAUGUGGAAUUCAAGCAAAACAAACACUUGCCUGUUGAAAAGCAGAUUGUAACUGCCAAUCCAGAUGUACAAAGUGUUGAGAUUUGUGAUGAUGAUGAGUUUCUUGUCAUAGCUUGUGAUGGAAUAUGGGACUGCAUGUCAAGCCAACAACUUGUGGAUUAUGUUCGGGAACAAUUGAAGCAUGAAAAUAAACUGUCGGUGGUUUGUGAGCGAGUGUUUGAAAGGUGCUUGGCGCCCUCAACAGGCGGAGAAGGAUGUGACAACAUGACAAUGAUCUUGGUUCAGUUUAAGAAUCCUGUUAAUUCAACUGCUUGUAUUGGAAACAACCCUAUGUCAUCUGAUCCAUCACCUGAGAAGGCUUCUACUGGGAACCAGCCUCUCUUGUCUGAUCCAUCACUAGAGAAGGUAUCUACUGGGAACAAGCCUCUCUCGUCUGAUCCAUCACCUGAGAAGGCUUCUACAGGGAACAAGUUUCCGUCUGAUCCAUCACCGGAGAAGGCUUCUACAGGGAACAAGCCUCUCUCGUCUGAUACAUCACCCGAGAAGGCUUCUACAGGGAACAAGCCUCUCUCGUCUGAUCCAUCACCCGAGAAGGCUUCCACUGGGAACAAGCCUCUCUCGUCUGAUCCAUCACUUGAGAAGACAUACACUGGGAAUAAGCCUCAUUCAUCUGAUCCAUCACCUGAGAAGGACAAAAGCUUGGGAAAAGCUAGGUAG
Fragaria vesca subsp. vesca is the source of this 1544-nucleotide messenger RNA. RefSeq names its product probable protein phosphatase 2C 60-like. Gene Ontology annotation, biological process: protein dephosphorylation. The record is from RefSeq and is a predicted model, not a curated record. The transcript is spliced from 12 exons. Lineage: Eukaryota; Viridiplantae; Streptophyta; Magnoliopsida; Rosales; Rosaceae. Bases 81 to 1544 code for a protein of 487 amino acids. Gene Ontology annotation, molecular function: protein serine/threonine phosphatase activity; cation binding.